AUGCAAGCUAUUCUAGGCGACAAUUAUACCUUCAUGGCUGCUUAUCACAUUGUCAAUGGUGCUCCUCAAUUACUUUCGCUCCCUUCGAAAAAAGGCGGGAAGUUUCCGUUCGAGUUCACAAUUCCAAUAGCCGGUGAGCGCGAUGAAGACGUUCAACUAACUUUCUUCGCCAAGUCAGAGGAACUUCGGAACGCUUGGAUUAAAGCCAUUGAAACGUCAUUGAGCAACCUGUUUCCCCCCGGAGCAAAGGAUAAUGGCUACCAAUUCGAAAUGGAGACUUUCAAGCAAACGACCUACUGUUGUAUGUGCAAGAAGUUGCUUCAAGGUGUUUUCUAUCAGGGUUACAAAUGUAGAGAAACCGGGCUGGCCGCACACAAAGCUUGUCUCGUGAAUGUUCCAACCCUUCUUCCGCCACGAACCUCUUUUGUGUCGACUAAUGGCGCGAUCCCUCGUGGUAGCCGAGCCUCGAACUUGAUUGGCGCAACUACUUUUCGACCGUCCGUUGUGGCUCCGCCACCGCCCCCUCCCCCACCACCCUCGACCUCCACAGGCCACCAGCACCGCGUGUCCCGAAAUACCAGUUCCGUCUCAACCGACUCCGCAAACAGCUCUUCCAUUCAUCUCCGCCCCAUUUCGAACUCUUUUGAUGCAAUAGGUGACGUCUUCCCUUCAAAGGUGACGAACCCAACUGUGGUAACUGCUGUGGCAGACUAUUCAGGCGAGCCCCCACCCCCUGCUACACUCGGCGAUGUGAAGAGGUCCAAGCCGCUCUCAUUCUGUGUCGGUGACAAAAUCACACUCACUCAACCAUUCGAUGGAUCUAGGUGGCUUCAGGUGAGCUUUUGA
Messenger RNA from Mesocestoides corti, 846 nucleotides. NCBI's taxonomy places the organism in Eukaryota, Metazoa, Platyhelminthes, Cestoda, Cyclophyllidea, Mesocestoididae. The record is from the annotation of a GenBank genome assembly.